UGUUCCCUAUAUCAUGAACCAGACCUAUUCUAUCAGAUUCAGAUUAAAAAGUAGACCUAACCUGAGUAGCCUAAUCCCAUCUCCGUUCUGUUCCCCAGUACAGUGCCUGGUGUGGUAGUGGGAGAUGAGGCAGUGAGAAAGAGAGCCUCUCCUCAGACCUCGGGUACUCAGGAGAUGGGAGCCAACACCAGCCAGGUCAGUGACCUGUGUGAGAACCAGAGCCUCAGGACCCUGAUCGGAACAGAGUCCAUCUCAGAGAAUGACCCCUUCUGGAACCAGCUCAUCUCCUUCACCUUCAUCAGCCCCACUAGCCGGUAAUUACAUGAUCAUCUGUAUGAUAAAGUAGCAGCACUAGCUUGGUCCCAGAUUAGUUUGUGCUGUACAACCAACUCUUAUGGUCAUUGAUAUGCCAUAGCCUGCCCUGUUCAUCCCCACUAUCAGGGAAGAACAUGUUAAAGUAGCAGACAACAACUGGUUGUGCUCAAGGGUGAAAGUAGAUUUUAUUUCUUACCAUUACGGGAUACCGAAGGGCGCACACAUUUUUUUUAUAGCCUAGAUCAGGGGUGUCAAACUCAUUUUAGCUCAGGGGCCACAUGGAGGAAAAUCUAUUCCCAAGUGGGCCGGACCGGAAAAAUCAUGGUAUAUAUAACUUAAAAACAACAACUUCAGAUUGUUUUCUUUAUGUUGAUCGUAUUAAAACAAAGCUGGAGCCUGAGGACAGUGUGUCCAAAAUAGUACAAGCACAACAUCACUAUUAAUCAUAAAACACGUCAAGUUUAUUUGAAAAUUCUAAAGAAAAAGAACACACAAACACACAAUGACUCAGUGAUUAACAGAACUGUUUCACAGAUCACAGAACUAUAUCAGGGUGUCAUUUCUCAGGCAGAAAUGUAGAUAAAAAUAAUGAAAUCCUGUUCCCCAAACAAGUGCAAGAACCACAGAGUCAAGAAUAGGUUAAAUAUACAAAUAAAAUAAAAUAAAUUAAAAACAAUAGCACAUCAACAUAAAAACAUAUAAACAUAAAUCUGAAAGCGUUGCUCAAACUCCCGUAACAGUCCCGUUAUUUUAUCUUUGAACCGCUUCAUGUCUGCCACAUGUUGGGUCGCGCACACAUUUUUCAGACUUUUUCAAGUUGCGUCUCCCACAAUGACAGCUUCAACUUGAAAGAACGUAUGCUGUGAUAAUACUGCGUGACAACUUUGUUGCGCCCUUGCAGCUGUUUGUUCAAGUUAUUCAGGUGCUCUGUAACAUCCACCAUAAAUGCAAGGUCCUGCAUCCAUUCUGCGGAAUGAAAUUCUAACACUGGUUUGCCCUUUUCUUCCAUGAACUGUUCAAUUUCUUCUCGUAAAUCAAAGAAACGCCUCAGCACAGCACCUCGGCUUAACCAUCUUACCUCAGUGUGGUAUGGCAGGCCAUAGAUGUGGUCUUUCUCUCUGAGAAGGCUGUCAAACUGACGGUGAUUCAGGCUUCUGGAUCGGAUGAAAUUAACAGUUUGGAUGACCACCUUCAUGACGUUAUCCAUCUUUAAUGACUUGCAACACAAAGCCUCCUGGUGCAAAAUACAGUGAAAAGUCAAAAUAUCACGUCCUACAUUUGCAGAUUUCACUUUCUCUCUGAACUUUGUCACAACGCUUGCUUUUUUCCCCGAUCAUUGAGGGCGCACCAUCUGUAGCCAGGCUGACAGCGCGGGACCAGUCCACUCCGACCCUGUCCAGCGCGCCGACGAGUGCGGUAAAAAUAUCAGCUGCUGUCGUUGUAUCUGUCAUCGGCACCAACUCCACAAACUCCUCGGUGACGGUCAAUGUGUCAUCAACUCCGCGGAUGAAAAUGGCCAGUUGUGCAACAUCUAUAAUGUCCGUGCUUUCAUCAAUUGCAACCGAAAAUGCAAUAAAUGACUUUACUUUUUGCUUCAACUGGCUGUCCAAAUCCACUGAAAGAUCGGAAAUCCUGUCUGCAACUGUGUUUCUUGUCAGGCUGAUAUUUGCAAAAGCCUGCCGCUUUUCAGGGCACACAAUCUCCGCUGCCUUCAUCAUGCAUGUUUUUACAAAUUCACCCUCACUAAAUGGUUUUGAAGCCACUGCGAUUUCAUUAGCAAUGAGGUAGCUAGCUUUCACUGCAGCGUCACUGAUGUCUCGGCUGUGAGUAAACACAGACUGCUGUUUCUUCAGACACGCCAACAGUUCAUUCACCUUCUCUCAUCUCCGCUGUCUUUGAAAGUUGUCAUAUUUGUCGGCAUGAAGACUCACAUAGUGGCGACGAAGGUUAUAUUCUUUCAGCACUGCAACAUGCUCUGAACACACCAAACAUACAGCUUUCCCAUUCAAUUCCGUGAAUAAAUAGGAUGACCAUUUUUCUUGGAACACUCUGCACUCUGCGUCCACGUUUCUCUUUUUUGACAGAGACAUAUUGGGGCAAUGAGGGUGCCAAAGCACAUAAUGUUAAAAGUAGAAGCCGUAAUAAAUAUCGCGGGCAAAACAAAGUAGCUCAUUGGCUGCACGUGCUUGACCUACUUGCUCUGCCCCGGUAUAAACAGUUUGCUUGCUUAACACAAUUGCUAUUGCGCCAUCCAGUGGACGCAAUUGGAACAGCAGUUUAUUUUAUUGAAAAAUUGCAGCAAAUUUUUUUAUCUUUUAUUUUUUAUUUUUUAUUUUUCCAAAAUCAUCUCGCGGGCCGGAUUAAACCCGUUUGCGGGCCUGAUCCGGCCCGCGGGCCGGACGUUUGACACCCCUGGCCUAGAUAUUAUUAUUAUUAUUAUUAUUAUUAUUAUUUACCUUUUAUUUAACUAGGCAAGUCAGUUAAGAACAAAUUCUUAUUUACAAUGACGGCCUACACCGGCCAAACCUGGACGACGCUGGGACAAUUGUGCGCCAAUCAUAGAUUUACAUAUAGAAUUCCUACAUAUAUAAUUCCUAUUAAUUUCAUAUGAUCUCUGUAGGCUUAGUAGCCUAGGCCUAGUAAAGAUUUGUCAUAUCACUUUCAACUUGUACACUGAACAAAAAUAUAAAUGCAACACGUAAAGUGUUGGUCCCAUGUUUCAUGAGCUGAAAUAAAAGAUCCCAGAAAUUCCACAGGCCACAAUCAACAGCCUGAUCAAUUCUAUGUGAAGGACAUGUAUCGCGCAGCAUGAGGCAAAUAGAUGUCACAUCAGAUACUGACUGGAUUUCUGAUACCUUUUUUUUAAGGUACAGUGCAUUCGGAAAGUAUUCAGACCCCUUCACUUUUUCCACAAUUUAUGUUACAGCCUUAUUCUAAAAUGGAUUAAAUAAAAAAAAAUCCUCAUCAAUCUACACACAAUACCCAAUAAUGACAAAGCAAAAACAGGUUUUUAGAAAUGUUUGCAAAUGUAUUAAAAAUAGAAAAAACAGAUACCUUAUUCAUAUAAGUAUUCAGACCCUUUGCUAUGAGACUCGAAAUUGAGCUCAGGUGCAUCCUGUUUCCAUUGAUCAUCCUUGAGAUGUUUCUACAACUUGAUUGGAGUCCACCUGUGGUAAAUUCUAUUGAUUGGACAUGAUUUGGAAAGGCACACACCUGUCUAUAUAACGUCCCACAGUUGACAGUGCAUGUCAGAGCAAAAAAAAACAUCCCUACGGUGAAGCAUUGUGGUGGCAGCAUCAUGCUGUGGGGAUGUUUUUCAGCGGCAGGGACUGAGAGACUAGUCAGGAUAGAGGGAAAGAUGAACGGAGCAAAGUACAGAGAUAUCCUUGAUGAAAACCUGCUCCAGAGCGCUCAGGACCUCAGACUGGGGAGAAGGUUCACCUUCCAACAGGACAACGACCCUAAGCACACAGCCAAGACAACGCAGGAGUGGCUUCGGGACUAGUCUCUGAAUGUCCUUGAGUGGCCCAGCCAGAGCCCGGACUUGAACCCGAUCGAACAUCUCUGGAGAGACCUGAAAAUAGCUGUGCAGCGCAGCUCCCCAUCCACCUGACAGAGCUUGAGAGGAUCUGCAGAGAAGAAUGGGAGAAACUCCCCAAAUACAGGUGUGCCAAGCUUUUAGGGUCAUACCUAAGAAGAUUUGAGGCUGUAAUUGCUGCCAAAGGUGCUUCAACAAAGUACUGAGUAAAGGGUCUAAAUACUUAUGUAAAUGUGAUAUUUCCGUUUUUUUGUGUGUUUUUUUUUGCAAACAUUUCUAAAAACAUGUUUUUGCUUUGUCAUUAUGGGGUACUGUGUGUAGGUUGAUGAGGAAAAAAACGAUGUAAUCAAUUUUAGAAUAAGGCUGUAAUGUAAUAAAAUGUUCAAAAAGUGAAGGUGUCUGAAUACUUUCUGUAUGCACUUUACCUGUGACCAACAGAUGCAUAUCUGCAUGUGAAAUCCGUAGAUUAGGGCCUAAUGAAUUUAUUUCAAUUGACUGAUUUCCUUAUUUGAACUGUAACUCAGUAAAAUCUUUGAAAUUGUUGCAUGUUGUGUUUUAUAUUUUUGUUCAGUAUAUUUUACUGUGGCAUAAACACAACCAGUCAUAUGAUGUUGUCAUCUCUAGGCUACCUUUGUCCUUAACAAAAAUAAUUCCAUAAUCCAAACGGUGCACUGUGCACCCGCAAUUAGAUGAAUGGAAAGAGACAUCUGUUACAGAACACCUAAACGUGAUUAUUAUUAUUAUUAUUAUUAUUAUUAUUAUUAUUAUGACAUUCUGCGAUGGUCAUUAGGCCUACACUUGUAGCCUGAAUAGAUGCGUUCACUGCUGUCCACGUGCAUGUCUUGGUCUCACGCCUCGGUCUCGGCUGCUCAUCUCCGCCUUGGCAAUGAGUGUUGUCGUCUAACCACAACGCAAUUUGGACCGUAUACCACCCGGUUUCCAGUCAAUUCACACAUUUUUCAUGCGGCUGACAUGCGGUAAUGUUAAUUAUUUAACAUUUUACAUUUUAGUCAUUUAGCAGACGCUCUUAUCCAGAGCGACUUACAGUUAGUGAGUGCAUACAUUUUCCACACUGGCCCCCUGUGGGAAUCGAACACACAACCCUGGCGUUGCAAGCGCCAUGCUCUACCAACGUAGCUACAGGAGGCCUAUUAGUGUGUAAUAGCCUUUAGUUCUUGGUAUUUUGUGUUAGUUAUUGUGAUAGGCUCACGUUUUACCGGUACGGCGUACCCCCACUAUUUAUUUAGGACGCCGGACCAGACCGGCUUACUUUCACCCCUGGUUGUGCUAUAAUGCCAACUCCUUAUCACUCAAUGAAACAAGGGCACAAACAGAUCUGGAACCAGUCUAGACAACUACAACAACAACUCUAAUUAAAUUGGAUUAAACAAAUAGGCUAAAGUGAAUCUAUGAGAUGGGUACUAGGUUACUUUAGUAGCCUGGUCCCAGAUCUGUUUGCUGAAUAGCCAACCCCUUGCAUCAAUGACCAUGGGAGUUGGCAAGACGGCACAAACAGAUCUGGGACCAGGCUAAUCAAGUAGGCCAGGUUAGAUGAUGUAUUCUCUUAAACCUAUUUGUUUAAUCACAUUGCAAGGGAGUUGUUGUUGAAAUACAGGUGGUGUUGUCACACAGAAUUGCAAGUUUCUCCUAAAACAGGAAAUGGGUUUUAGUAGAGCAAACAAAAUAAUUGUAACGUUUACCAUGGCUUUCACUGCGCUCUAACCUUUUCCCCCAAUUGCGUUGUUUCCUGUCUAACAUACACACUGUGUUUUUUAACUCAGGUUCUAACAGACUUUUCUGGCUGUUACCUUGACGAUAAGUUAUUCCUGGCCUGUCAACAUUAGCUAAGGUGCAGCAACAGAGAGUAGGUCUUAGUUAACUUCUUCGUAGUCUAACAGCUUUUAUGUUACUAUUUGCAGACCUCAGCUGACUUGCUGUAAUGAUCUAACCGACUUUAUGAUCUGAUGUGACAAGUAGUAUAGUUGACCUUUAAAGACGCAAUCCAGCUAUUUUGGAACUUUUCCUGUUGAAAAACAAUAUCCCACGUAUAAAUACAGUAAUGUACACACUUAUGGGUUAAAAAAAUAUGUAAACACACUUAUGGGUUAAAAAAAUAUGUAGUAGAGAUAUGUAAUACUCUAAUUAUAUUUAUAUGAACGAGUGUUGCGAGUAUGUACUAACAUGACAGUAGAGGGCACAUUAGACUAUCAAUGAUGGUGAAGUGAAUGAACUUGUGAUGGUUUAGCUGACACUGAUUUAGUCAGUUCUCAAGUGGAAGGACUGCAGUUUGCUUGUCCCUGGUAAAGGAAGGACCACAGCCAUGGAUCUCACAUGUGAACUCUUGAGAUACAGAGCCCAAUUGAAAGCUUGCCAAUAUCCGAUCAAGAGCUGUUGUGGCUGCUGUAAUGGAAUUGCUCUUGCUUCUACAUCUGCAUUGCUUAUUCUUUGUUUUGUUUUGGCUGGGUUAUGUAUAAGCACUUUGUGACAUCUACUGGAGUGAGUAUCAUGUGAAACCAAACUGUAAAAGGGCUUUAUAAAUACAUUUGAUUGAUGUCUUUCCUCUCCCUCUCUCUCUCUCUCUCUCUCUCUCUCUCUCUCCCUCUCUCCCUCCCUCUAUCUCCCUAUCUCUCUCUCUCUCUCUCUCUCUCUCUCUCUCUCUCUCUCUCUCUCUCUCUCUCUCCGUCCCCCCCAACAGUGGGGACUCCAAGCUGUUGGAAGAGGCAGUCAUUCCCCUCGCCAAGAUCCUGAGUACGUCUCAUGUUUGUGUAUUAAGCCUGUCUGUCCUGACUGUUAACCUUUUCUACUUAUUAGGACUUUGAUGACACCAAAACAAGCUUUUACAUUGACUCGUUUCAAACUAAAAACUUAAUUGAGUGCUAAAUUUUUUAUCUUCCGAUAUUUCCAGCCUUUUAUUUGACAGAUUGACCUGUAGUUAACAUGCUUUCUACAUGUUAUCAUCAGUAUUUAUAGUGUCUUUGUUUCAUAAAGAAGACAAUAUAGAUGAUUGAUAUACUAUGUGUCAAUCACCAAGCAGUCCUUUUAAAUACUAUACAUAGUAUUUAAAAGGAUCUUCCUCUCUCCUGCCUCUCCCCCUACAGUUGAGAACAAUCCCAGAACAGGGAAUUUUGGAGCCCUGGUGAGAAUAUUCCUGGGAAGAACCAAAGAGCUGAAAAUAUCCACAGAAUGCCAGGAGUGAGUAUCAUGUGAAACCAAACUGUAAAGGGGACAGAAUCAUCUAAAUGAAUAGUUCAGUCAUAAAUACGGCGUGUGUUGUACUCCCGAUGUUGAAGUGGUGUUGAUGCUGCAACCAUUGACAUUUGUCAUUGGAAUCCAGAGGUAGGCCUAUAGUUUUGGGACGGUGACAUUGAUAGUUCAAUAAUAAAUAAGCCCUGGGCUGUACACCAUGGAGUGGUGAUGCUGAACCUUUGACAUUUUCCAUUUCCCAUGGGAAUCCACCCAGAGGUAUAAUUUGGGCUGUGUGUGAGACAUGGUGACAUGGUCCCAACCCCACUCCGGAUGGAAGAUCCAACUCAUCCAAGCUGAAAUCCAGAUUAUCUGAGAAAGUGUUUCAUUCAUAAACCUGAGGGGUGGAGUAAUUUAGUUAUCCUUCCCAAUUACACCCCCCCCCCCCCCCCCCCCCCCCCAUUCCUCCAUUCAAUCUGGUUUUCCACUUUCCCCCACAUAAUUGGUGUACUAUUUAAUGAAACUGCCAGUUGAGGACCUGUGAGGCGCCUGUUUCUCAAAUUAGACACUCUAAUGUAUUUGUCCUCUUGCUCAGUUGUGCACCGGGGCCUCCCACUCCUCUUUCUAUUCUGGUUAGAGCCAGUUUGCGCUGUUCUGUGAAGGGAGUAGUACACAGCGUUGUACUAGAUCUUCAGUUUCUUGGCAAUUUCUCGCAUAGAAUAGGCUUCAUUUCUCAGAACAAGAAUAGACUGACGAGUUUCAGAAGAAAGUUCUUUGUUUCUGGCCAUUUUGAUCCUGUAAUCGAACCCACAAUUGCUGAUGCUCCAGAUACUCAACUAGUCUCAAGAAGGCCAGUUUUAUUGCUUCUUUAAUCAGCACAACAGUUUUCAGCUGUGCUAACAUAAUUGCAAAAGGGUUUUCUAAUGAUCAGUUAGCCUUUUAAAAUGAUAAACUUGGAUUAGCAAACCCAACGUGCCAUUGGAACACAGGACUGAUGGUUGCUGAUAAUGGGCCUCUGUACGCCUAUGUAGAUAUUCCAUUAAAAAUCAGCCGUUUCCAGCUACAAUAGCCAUUUACAACAUGAACAAUGUCGAUACUGUAUUUCUAAUCAAUUUGAUGUUAUUUUAAUGGACAAAAAAUUUUUUGCUUUUCUUUCGAAAAACAAGGACAUUUCUAAGUGACCCCAAACAUAUAUAUUGUAAACUAUUUCCCAAGGCUGACCAGCCUAUAGCAAGGCAGGAGAGCCACCAGGCUGAGCUUCUCCAGGCCUAUAGCAAGGCAGGAGAGCCACCAGGCUUAGCUUCUCCAGGCCUAUAGCAAGGCAGGAGAGCCACCAGGCUGAGCUUCUCCAGGCCUAUAGCAAGGCAGGAGAGCCACCAGGCUGAGCUUCUCCAGGCCUAUAGCAAGGCAGGAGAGCCACCAGGCUGAGCUUCUCCAGGCCUAUAGCAAGGCAGGAGAGCCACCAGGCUGAGCUUCUCCAGGCCUAUAGCAAGGCAGGAGAGCCACCAGGCUGAGCUUCUCCAGGCCUAUAGCAAGGCAGGAGAGCCACCAGGCUGAGCUUCUCCAGGCCUAUAGCAAGGCAGGAGAGCCACCAGGCUGAGCUUCUCCAGGCCUAUAGCAAGGCAGGAGAGCCACCAGGCUGAGCUUCUCCAGGCCUAUAGCAAGGCAGGAGAGCCACCAGGCUGAGCUUCUCCAGGCCUAUAGCAAGGCAGGAGAGCCACCAGGCUGAGCUUCUCCAGGCCUAUAGCAAGGCAGGAGAGCCACCAGGCUGAGCUUCUCCAGGCCUAUAGCAAGGCAGGAGAGCCACCAGGCUUAGCUUCUCCAGGAUUAGUUGAGUCAGGGCGGCUCAAAGUGACGAAGAAGAUGCGUGCGGUGGAAAGGUGUCUGUGAACCUACUCUGCUUCUCAUCAAACACCGGGGUUCACAUUCACAUACCAAGUUCACCACAGUUACAAGAGAAGCCAUUGCAUAGUUGUAAGUAAUAGAGCUACAUUGGUCAUAUAUUGGCAUGAAUGUGUGUUUAUGAGUGUUGAUUGGUGUGCGUUUAUGAACUCAUCAUGGCCCAUAUCAUAGUUACAAGGAAUACUAUUACUUUAUUCAUGUUUUGGCUUUAAUGUGAGUGUUGUUGGUGUGUGUGUGUGUGUGUGUUAUAUUAGUGUUGAUUGGUCUCAGUGUGUGUGUGUUUAUGUUGAUUGGUGUGAAUGUGUGUUGAUUGGUGUGAAUGUGUGUGGAUUGGUGUGAAUGUGUGUGUUUAUGUUAAGGGAGGAUCUCACGAGUCACAACAACUGUUGUUACCCUGCAGGACCCAGUGUCUUCAGUUCCCCUCAAACCCCUACUUUGGGAUGUCCAACCAAAUCACUUUACGUCAACAUUGACCAUAUUGGCGAGUGUAAUAACUUGUCAUUUGGGAGCCUGGGGCGUCCAACAUGGCUAUUCCCCUCUGGUCUUGUCUUAUUUUCAUGCCUAGUAAGCUACUUGUGAAAAUGAUUAUGCCUUGCUACAUCAAAUCAAAUGUUAUUGGUCACAUACACAUGGUUAGCAGAUGUUAUUGCGGGUGUAGUGAAAUGCUUGUGUUCCUAGCUCCAGCAGUGCUAGUCUAUAUAUGUCUCCUGAGCUAGUCUGUGUGUGACAGAUUUCUCUCGUCUACAUAAAGUAAGUCUCUAAUGACAAUAAAGUAACGUUGCUCUUCUUUUCCCCUCUCCAGUCAGCUGUUCAUCUGGCAGGCCCACAAUGCCCUGUUUAUGAUCCGUUGCCUGCUCAAAGUCUUCAUCAGUGAGAUGACAGAAGAGGAGCUGCACCUACAGUUCUCCUACCAGGAGAGGGCGCCAGGCUCCUGCGGUGAGGAAUCCCUCCAUCCCUCGCUCUACAGUCCUGGUCAAAAGUUUUGAGAAUGACACAAGUAUUGGUCUUCACAAAGUUUGCUGCUUCAGUGUUUUUAGAUAUUUUUGUCAGAUGUUACUAUGGUAUACUGAAGUAUAAUUACAAGCAUUCCAUAAGGUGUCAAAGGCUUUUAUUGACAAUUACAUUAAGUUUAUGCAAAGAGUCAAUAUUUGCAGUGUUGACCCUUCUUUUUCAAGACCUCUGCAAUCCGCCCUGGCAUGCUGUCAAUUAACUUCUGGGCCACAUCCUGACAGAUGGCAGCCCAUUCUUGCAUAAUCAAUGGUUGGAGUUUGUCAGAAUUUGUGGGUUUUUGUUUGUCCACCCACCUCUUGAGGAUUGACCACAAGUUCUCAAUGGGAUUAAGGUCUGGGGAGUUUCCUGGCCAUGGACCCAAAAUCUUGAUGUUUUGUUCCCCGAGCCACUUAGUUAUCACUUUUGCCUUAUGGCAAGGUGCUCCAUCAUGCUGGAAAAGGCAUUGUUCGUCACCAAACUGUUCUUGGAUGGUUGGGAGAAGUUGCUCUCGGAGGAUGUGUUGGUACCAUUCUUUAUUCAUGGCUGUGUUCUUAGGCAAAAUUGUGAGUGAGCCCACUCCCUUGGCUGAGAAGCAACCCCACACAUGAAUGGUAUCAGGAUGCUUUACUGUUGGCAUGACACAGGACUGAUGGUAGCGCUCACCUUGUCUUCUCCGGACAAGCUUUUUUCCGGAUGCCCCAAACAUCCCUUCUUGACACCAGGCCAUCCUCCAAAAGUAUUCGCCUCACUGUGCGUGCAGAUGCACUCACACCUGCCUGCUGCCAUUCCUGAGCAAGCUCUGCACUGGUGGUGCCCCGAUCCCGCAAGCUGAAUCAACUUUAGGAGACGGUCCUGGCGCUUGCUGGACUUUCUUGGGUGCCCUGAAGCCUUCUUCACAACAAUUGGACCUCUCUCCUUGAAGUUCUUGAUGAUCCGAUAAAUGGUUGAUUUAGGUGCAAUCUUACUAGCAGCAAUAUCCUUGCCUGUGAAGCCCUUUUUGUGCAAAGCAAUGAUGACGGCACGUGUUUCCUUGCAGGUAACCAUGGUUAACAGAGGAAGAACAAUGAUUUCAAGCACCACCCUCCUUUUAAAGCUUCCAGUCUGUUAUUCUAACUCAAUCAGCAUGACAGAGUGAUCUCCAGCCUGUCACACUCUCACCUGUGUUAACGAGAGAAUCACUGACAUGAUGUCAGCUGGUCCUUUUGUGGCAGGGCUGAAAUGCAGUGGAAAUGUUUUUUGGGGAUUAAGUUCAUUUUCAUGGCGAAGAGGGACUUUGCAAUUAAUUGCAAUUAAUCUAAUCACUCUUCAUAACAUUCUGGAGUAUAUGCCAAUUGCCAUCAUAUAAAAACGGAGGCAGUAGACUUUGUGAAAAUGAAUAUUUGUGUCAUUCUCAAAACUUUUGACCACGACUGUAGACCUGUAUCCCUUCAUCCAUCCAUCCACCCCUCCCUCCACACACGCACACAUCCCUUUCCUAUACUGAAGCACAGCCAGGACAGUGUGUCCUUGCAGAUGGGAGGGAGGAGAGAGUAGUUAGUGGUGGGAAUUGGGAGAUUAUUUUAUUUUACAGUAAAACCAGUGAAGAAACGAAUAAACAUGUUAAUUAAGUAAAUGAUGGUGUAAUGAUGUGAUUCACUCUGAUUUCAAAUAGUGAAUUUCACAUAACUCAUACAGAGACUGACAAGGUCUUAAACAGUCUGAAGGUACCACACAGUGAACUGCGGUUAGAUGGGAUGUGUGGGGUUGACUCAUAACCUCCAUUCCUCGCGGUUAUAGCUGUGGGCGGCCAGGUUUAGGGUCAUGAAAUAUUGUGUUGAAUAAAGAGAAAAUGAUACAUAAAAAAUUCCAUAAAUGUAUCAUUCUUGUGCAAUUUAUAUCUAUAGACUACAUUUAGCCGAAAAUAAUUAAAGAAAAACCUAUCUGGCAUUAAUGCGUAAGCCUAAGCUUAAGGGCAUAACUGUACGCGCAACAAAUAGCCGACACGCCAAUCGCCAAAUGCUUUUGGGAACGGGCAGAAAAAGUUAAAGGAGAUCCACUAGGCAAAAAGGACAAUGUGGGAGUUUAAUUCAAUAAGAGAAAAGCUGUGAAAUGUAGAGUUGAAGAUAAAGAGAAGGAAGGGACAGAAAAUACAUGUUUGGGAAAGAUUUGGUGAAGUGGUAAAAGAGGAUGAUGGCAGUGUCAGCUAUGUUAUGUGUGAUGGUUGUGAGGCUCUAUGCAAAUUCCACAGUCACAAGACAGGGACUUCAAAUAGGCCAAUGGCAGGUCAAGGGAACCGUAGCCUACUGUUCAGAUGGGUUAAAUGGAAACUGAAAUCUGGACACUGACUGUAGGUCUAUAACCUAUCACAUUGCCUUAAUGUUAACUCCUGCAGAAUUAAGCAUUUCUUGUUGUAAAAUGAUACACCAAAUGUAGGCAACAUUUUUUUACUCAGGAACAGGAGUGGAGAAAUAUGAUUUAUUUCUGUCAGCGUCUUGAGAGAAUGUGAAUGCCAGUUAGAUACCGUCUGUAGAGGCGCUAUCUUUAUCAGCAUCGUAAAAGCUGAUAGUAUUUCAACCACAUAAAAUCUGCAUCCAACCCGAACUGAAAUCUUAUCAGAAACAUGUUGGAUCAUUUUCACAGCUUUCUAUUUCCUUACAACCGGUCAAACUGUUAUUAUUAUUGCAUUUUCUCCCCGGUCCCUAAAUGUCUUUGCUCUGCGAAAGAAGCAGAAAUGACAGCGAAAUUUUUACCAAUGUCAACUAGAUUGAAGCAUUCAUUCUAUCGAUUUAUGACAUUCUGAUGAGCAAGGGUUUAUUUAGUCUUCUAGGGAAACAUAUAUAUAAUGACAGAAGAGAAGCUGCAUGUAUCUAAUUAUAGGCAAGUUGACUAACAAAUAGUCUACCAAAAUGUCGGAAAUUAUAAGCAGAAAAAUAUCUAGAUCAGGCACAAAAGAUCCUGCACCCCCUGUCAGAAAAUAGUUCUGCCGUCUCUGACUGUAGCCUGCAGCACAUUUUCUAUAUUAGCGGGUUAGGGUCAGGUGUAGGCCUCAGAUUUUAACUAUCACAUAUAGUCGGGCGGUUGCGGAUGGGUUAUUAGCUACUGCGGGCGGGUGUGGGUGAACAGCUGACCCGCGCACCAUUAGCGGCUAUUAUGGUCACCUUUUUCUUUCAUCCAUGCCAGUAAGAGUCAAUGAUGGAGAAAUGAUGUUAUUUGUUAUACUCCAGGCCUAUGACAAAGAACACAUUUCCACAGAUCACAUAGCCAAACUAACCCAUCUGAGUGAAUAUAGAGACUGCAGUGAUGAGACAGUCAACCUGUAGAGUGAGGAAUGUUUCGCUUUACACUAAAACCAAGUAGAAAGGGGUAAACAUCCUAAUUGUUGAGUGAAUUAUUAGGAAAUGAUGUUGUGUUUUACUGAGAUCUAUGAAAGGGAAAACAUUUGCACACGCAUACAUACAAUCUGAGAGAAUGUAAAGACUGAUGAUUUCUUAAACACACACUCUGAAGCUGCCACAGUUACAUAAACUGCAGUUUAUGGCCCCCUUUUCCAUGAUUCAUCCCUUUACCAGUCCAGUCACUGCAUUUCCUCAUCUGGUAUUGUCUUCAGCGGCUGGGUACUGUAGGUAACCCUUCCAUUGUCACAGAGAGAGAGAGAGAGAGAGACAAAAAGAGAGGGAGAGAGACAGGGCGAGAGAGAAGGAGAGAAAUGUGGAAAAAUAGCAUCACAUCCCAUCAAGUUAAUAUCUGCUCUGCAGUCUAGAAUGGCUUUCCAAUAAACCCUUGGCUCCCAGGGUUGGGAUGGACCAGCGAGAGGGGGGAGAGAGAGAGAGGGAGAGGGGGGAGAGGGGGGAGAGAGAGAGAGGGGGGAGGGGGGGGGGGUAGCUAUCGGAGGAGGGGGGCGCGGGCGGGGGAGGGAGAAGGUGCGUUGCCACGCUUUUUUAGGGGGGGGGCUUUUUUUUGCUCUCCUUUUUUAGAGCUUCUCCUCCUUUUUUUCUCUCUCUCUUUGUUUUCCUGUUCUUUUUCUCUCCUCUUCUUUUUCGGGUAGGGGUGAAGCGAAGCGCGACAGGGGGGGAGGGUGGAAGAGGAGGUGGAGGGUGGGAGACGGGGACGGCGGGGGGGGGCGGCGGGGAGGGGGGAGAGGAGGGGGUUUUCUUUUUUCUCUUUCUUUUCUUGUUCUUGGAAGAGAGAAAAAGGGGAUGUUAGUGGGAAGAGGAGAGGAGUGCUGGAAACACGCUUAAUUGGAAGUUGUUGCAGACAGAGAAGGAGAUGGUGCCAACAGGCUGUCUUCACCCUCCACUGUGUCUCUCUCUUUCUCUGUCUCUCUCUCUCUCUCUCUCUCUCUCACCCCCUGAAAGAAUAAAGGAGAGAGAGGGAGUGGGGACAGGAGGGGGAAAAUGGAGCGUGUGAGAAGGAAAGAGAAGUGGGAGGGAAGGAUAGAAGGGAAGGAGGGGGAAAAUGCCAAUGGUGUAUUGCCAGGGGUUAUGCAGGGACCAAAACUGACUCAGAGCAGAGUGUUGUUUUUGUUUUUCUGCUUGUGAUUUAUGUUGCCUGUCUAUGUUGCUGUUCUAUAACACAGACUGAUGAAUGUGUAGACAGGGAAUAGUCUAGUAGUCACAGGAAAUUUAACAUGCAGAGAGUAACAUUGAAUAUGCAUAGGAUGCUUUAUAAAACAGUGUUUGGUACUUGUGUCCAUUACAAGGUCAAUUUGAAGUGAACUGUAAAGAUAACAAAACAUAUAUCCUAGGGAUGUAACGAUUCACUGAUACGCAUCGGUCCCCGAUUCAAAUGUUUAAGAUACAAGUGCAUCGGUCCUUGGACCCCAAACCGAUCGAAAUGUAGCGUGCAUCGGUCAGAAAAUCAAUUCAAAAGUUACGAAUCGCCGGUUCACUAAAAUGUUUUGCUCAUAUUACAUUCUUUCUACCUUCCGAAAAUACCUCUCAUCUUUUGUGACAACUGAUGCGUCCUCUCCUUCAGUGUUGAACUGAGCAUGUAACUGUGUUGACAGUCAUUGACCUACAAGUCAUUUUGCAUUCUGAACAACCCCAGGCAAUAUCAGUAGCUUAGUCAAACUGUGCACUGUUCCCAGUUUCGCGCGCAGACUAACGGCCUGUUCCUGAUCUUGCACAUCUGCGCGGCACCUUCAGCAUUCAAAUGCUAAAAUGGCUUGCUUGAUAUUAGGCUUUAUUAGUUGAGUGACAACCUGUGUAAUUUGCUAGGUAAUUGUCAUCUAUCCGCUGUUGAAAGUAAGCUACCGGAGACAACUCUCAUCUGACUAUACCUGCUGAAUGGGGAUUACAAUAGAUUCUAUUUUGAUUGUUCAGGUUCACCAUCAGCAAUCGUUUUGGUAGUUUUGCUUUAAACAAUCGGUGUAUAUGGUCAUUUUUUGAUAGACUAUACAGGGUAAAGUUGAUAAUUUCAUAACGAGAACAGCAACCACAGAGGAGAAGAGAAGAUCACUCCCAAACGGUCAAAACCAUUUGAUUUUUGAGUUGGGAUGAAAUCCAAUGUUGUGCUAUAUAUUCAUUGGCUAUGUCAUGGCUAAUUUGUAAAUGAUAAAUAUUGAUACAUUACUAGCUCCAACACAAUCUGCAAAAAAUGACAGGUGAAUUAGUGGGUGAUGGGGAUUUCAGAACCAAAGUGGGGGGACAAUAAAACACAGACUACACACACACAGAAGUCGGCUCAGACAGAUCCAGCUCAGAGACCCAGCUCAGACAGAUCCAGCUCAGACAGAUCCAGCUCAGAGACCCAGCUCAUGAGCUCCAUCAGCAGCAGAUAUGAAUUUAAAAUGGAAAAUUAAUGUGUUGAUGCAGCAAAUGUUAGUGCAUCGAAUCGUGUCGCACUGAUUCGUUCUCUAAUCAAACUGAAUCGUUUCAAACUGAAUCGUUGCUGUACGGAGCUCACGUAUACGUAUCGAGUCGUCUUGAAAGGGAAAGAUGCACAUCCCUAAUAUAUCCAGAGACCCUUACGGUCAAUCACAGCAGGUAAACGAUAAAUGGACGUUGCCAUGAUAAAACGAUCUACAAGACCGCCCGUUUCUCGUCUCUGUUGCCAUAGCUCAGAGCAUAUAUACAAUCAGUUGUCAGUUUAUUAGGUACACCAGCCCAUUGACAAAAAUCGUUAGCUCCUACAGACAAUGAGUCACGUGGCCGUGGCUUGCUGUAUAAAGCAGACUAACCUGUGCUUUUCACGCACGACAUUGUUCCCAGUUCCUGUUGCAUCAUGCUGAUGGCAGAGUGAAAUGUUACUUUUUGGUCCACCUGCAGGUAGAUCAAAAACAUCUACCAGCCACUCAGAUUUUUUACCAGCUAAAAUCGUUUUUGGCGCUAAAAUUACCCCAACAAAACACAAAAAAAGGAUGAGCAUGCUUUGUAAUGUUUCUAAAACAAUAAAUGUAUUACAAGUAAGAAGUAAUCUGGUACAGUGCUGUGAAAAAGUAUUUUCCCCCUUGCGAUUUUUUUCUACUUUUGCAUAUUUUUUCUACUGAAUGUUAUCAGAACCUAAUAUUAGAUAAAGGGAACCUGAGUUUACAAAUACAAAAAAAAGAAUGUAUAUUUAUUUUAUUUAUUUAAUAAAAGUUAUGCAACACCCAAUUCCCUUAUGAAAAAGUAAUUGCCCCCUUACACUCAAUAACUGGUUGUGCUACCUUUAGCUGCAAUGACCUCAACCGAAUGCUUCCUGUAGUUGUUGAUCAGUCUCUCACAUCGCUGUGGAGGAAUUUUGUCCCACCCUUGCAUGCAGAACUGCUUUAACUGUGGGUUUUCAAGCAUGAACUGGUCGUUCCAAGUCCUGCCACAAUAUCUCAAUAGGGAUUAGGUCUGGAAAUGGCUAGGCCAUUCCAAAACUUCAAAUGUGUUGCUUUUAACCAUUUUAAUGUAGACUUGAUUGUGUGUUUUGGAUCAUUGUCUUGCUGCAUGACCCAGCUGCGCUUCAGCUUCAGCUCACAGACGGAUGGUCUGACAUUCUCCUGUAGAAUUCUCUGAUACAGAGCAGAAUUCAUGGUUCCUUCUAUUAAGGCAAUUUGUCCAGGUCCUGAGGCAGCAAAACAUCUCCAAACCAUCACACUACCACCACCAUGCUUGACCGUUGGUAUGAGGUUUUUACUAUGGUUUUCGCCAGACAUAAUGGGACCCAUCUUGUCCAAAAAGUUGACUCAAGUUUGCCAAAAAGCACCUGGAUGAUCGUUAAGACUCUUGGAAGAAUGUUCUAUGGACAGAUGAGUCAAAAGUAUAAAAUGUUGGACAACAUGGGUAGACUUUAGUUAAAAGUAAAUUAGACCAACUGUUAUGUCUGUGUGCAGCACAUCUAAAAAUGAUUCGUUACUCAGCUCUUCACAUGCUCACAGCCCCCCAGCGUUGCCGUGCGAGGUGGGAUAAGCAAUAUACGAUUCCUAGUCUUUUACUUUGUGCGAUUUAUUUACCAGCUAUGAAACAGAAACGGCAGAAAUACUUUGAAAACAGCUACUGCAGCAUUUAUUUUACUAUAAAUGUGAUCAUAUUUGACUUUUUAUUCACAAAUGCGAGUGAAAUACUAGCGCUGUGGAGCCCUGACCACCCGCCAACGUGGCUGGUGAAACAGACAUCUUACCCGCCAAUGCCAAAAUCUACACGCAGCUGGUGGGUGUCAAUUUUAGGCCCUGAUCCAUGGCCCCAUCCUGGCUGGUGUCAACGGUACAGGCUGUUGGCGGUGGUGUAAUGGUGUGGGGAACAUUAGUUCCCUCGUUACCAGUUGAGCAAUGUUUCCAUUCCCAGAAGAAAUCAAGCUGUUCUGGAGGUAAAGAGGGAUUAGACCCGGUACUAGACCUAAUAAACUGGCCACUGAGUGUAUAUUUAAUAGCUAUCAAGGCCAUGCAUCCAACAGAGCCACCCCACUGUACCUUGCGGUCUUCUCAUGUGCGUAGGUUUUCCUGUGAGGUGAGCUUGGGUCUCCACUCUCCACGUUUUUCCAUUGAACCCAAAUGGACACAAAGUACUCUUUGUAGUCGAGUAGGGGGGUCAUUGUAGCUAUUGGCUGGUCUAAUUGAAAGGUGGGUGAAAGCAGAGACAGGCUAGGUAAUUGGCUAAACUUCUGUCUCUCUCCUCUCUCUCUCUCUCUCUCUCUCUCUCUCUCUCUCUCUCUCUCUCUCUCUCUCUCUCUCUCUCUCUCUCUCUCUCUCUCUCUCUCUCUCUCUCAUUCUGCAGACACGGGGAGCGAGGACCUGCUAGAGGAGCUAAUGUGUAACCUGGUGCACCUAGUCGUCGAGGUGCCCCUG
This is a messenger RNA of Coregonus sp. 'balchen', 18158 nucleotides long. The record is from the annotation of a GenBank genome assembly. NCBI's taxonomy places the organism in Eukaryota, Metazoa, Chordata, Actinopteri, Salmoniformes, Salmonidae.